ACAAUGUUUGCUAUGUAAAUUAUCUUUCUUUAUUACAUUUUUUCAAAAUUAUAUCAUUUGAUGUUUUACUUUUAUAAUAAGUACUCCAAUUAUAAUUACAAUGAAAAUUGUCAAGAAAUCAAUAUCAACGGUUGAAACAUUGUAUAUGACUUUAACAUAUUUUUUGAUCUCUUGUUUAAGUUAUAUUAUUCUUGAGAUUGGAGCACGAUCACCAUUGGGACACUCAGUAACAAGAGCAGCUACUUUUAAUGCUCUUUUUCGCAGAAAUUAUGAUAUUAAAAUAAAAAUUCCAAUCGAAAACUGUUUCUCUGCGAUAAUCACCACUGCUUUAAUGUGUGUUGGUGAAAAAUGGAAAAUACCACAUCUUUUUUUGCCUUGGUUAUUAAAUAUAAUAAUUGGUCUUAUCACUCAUGAAGCUCCAACAUUAUUCAUAUUACUGUAUAACCAAUUAUCUUACUCAAUAUUCUCUGGAAGUAUUUUUGCUAUAACAGCUAUGGUAUUGAUAGUGGAACAACUGUGUAUUUUGGGUGAUGUUAUAUCUAGUUUUAAACGAUGCUGGUUGGAACAAAAGUAUAUGAAUCUAUUUGAUACUAAUCAUCAUAACAUUAAUCACAAUGAUGAAAAUAAAAGUAAAAAUUAUUAAUUGUUUAUU
Messenger RNA from Chelonus insularis, 652 nucleotides. RefSeq lists its product as uncharacterized. Bases 101 to 643 code for a protein of 180 amino acids. The transcript has 4 exons. Lineage: Eukaryota; Metazoa; Arthropoda; Insecta; Hymenoptera; Braconidae. The record is from RefSeq and is a predicted model, not a curated record.